This is a messenger RNA of Linum trigynum, 7777 nucleotides long. NCBI's taxonomy places the organism in Eukaryota, Viridiplantae, Streptophyta, Magnoliopsida, Malpighiales, Linaceae. The record is from the annotation of a GenBank genome assembly.
AUGGAGUCAUGGAAUAGGCAUAUAUAAUUUGAUGGAUAUGCGAGAGAGCUAAUUAGUGCGGCUAAAUGUGUCUUUCCAGGAAGAAAAGAACAGCUAGUAAAUCUAAAUUGGGCAUUAACAAGAAAUUAGAGUUUAAGAAACUCUGGUCAUCAUUAAUAUGCAAAUUGUUGGCUAUAGUACUUGUCUGGCCUCAUGGAUGGAUCAUCGACCUUUCCUAUAUCUCUUCCUUUCUCUCUCGACCUUUACUACAUUUUACAAUGGUAUUGCCCCAAAUUCCUCGACUGUUGAGAUCUCGAUGAAAUUAGGGGUGACAGUUCGGUUAUCGGUUAACCGGUCGGUUAAACCGAUAACCGGCCGGUUAUUCACUAACCGAAGUAAUCGAACUUUGGUCGGUUAUCGGAGGCUAGACGAAAUGGUUUUUGGUCUUAAAAGUGGGUCGGUUAACCGAUAACCGAGAUAAUCGAGAAAUUGAAACCUAUUUUGAACGGUUUUCGAUAGGGGGAGUGAUUAUAUCGGUUAACCGAUAACCGGCUGAUCGGUUAUCGAUUAUAACCGAAUAACCGAAAUGCCACCCCUAGAUAAAAUACAUUGGCCUAAGUAGGAACAACAAGCCCAAUGAAGGAAGAAACAAAGGAGUUAAGGAAGUAAGGAAAGCCAAAACAAGCCCACAAAAGAAACAAAAACUAUUACAGCCCAAUACUUAAACAAAACCCUUCCACAACAAACAACCCUAAAAUCCCUAGCACACCCAAAAAGAAGCCACCGCUGAAUAUAAUCCAAUCUUUCCUUAAUUGCUAUUCCUUACUACUUUAUGUGCUUCUGGACUUGUUUCCCUCCUCUGGCUUACCUAUUUUUGAGUAGAUCUAGCUGAAGUGUGUAACUCUUGAUUACUAGCUUAUAACCCGGCCCGUUGGCCGGAAUGUUUAUAUUUGAUGUUUUAUAUUUUUUAUGUUAUGUUAAAGUUUAUCAACCUGUUUAAUUUUAUUGACAAUCUUUCGAUCGAGAUGAUACAUAAAAAAGAAUAUAUAGGUCGAACAUUCAGAGAAAUAUCAUCAUCAUUUGAGAAUAUAAAAUAUAAAACUGUAUCAUUGAUUUUCAUAAUGAUAAUUAAUCACAGUUAAAAUGUUAUUAGUUAGUUGAUUGUUAAGAAAGAUAGAAUAUAAAAGCUCAUUGGAAUUCACACACGACCCAUAGAUAGUUUGAAACUGAAUCUAAAAUCUCACAAUCCUACAUAAAUGGUUCAAUGCUCUCAUUUUGCGGGCAAUAUACCGCUAAUCAAAAAGAAAUUGAGAGUUAUAGGUUUAAGUCAACUAUAUACUAACAACUCAGCUAAGAGGGGACCAUCAAAACUUAAAAGAAAUUGAAAGUUAUAGGUUUAAGCAUAAAAUUAAAUUUAUAUUGAAAAAUGCAAGGACACAACGCGUAGUAAAGAAAAUAGUUUCGUCCAUGUUAGCCAAUUACCAAUUUACCUUUAGCGAAAAUUAAGGAGAGAGCAUGAAUUUUAAAAUGGAUAAUAUUACUUGAAACUCUACUAUGAAAAUUGAAGUAUUAAGCACCAUGAAAAUACAUGCGGUAGACUUAGUGCGCUUGUUAAUAAUGAUGGAAAAGUCCUAUGCUUUUCACAGUGUAAAUACAUGUAUGUUUUGUAUUAAAAAAGGAACAAUAAAUAUAUUUAGUAAAAUUGGUUAUGACUGGUAUCUUUGUUUGAACAGACCCAGGUUCGAGUCUUGAUAUUGAUAUUUUUUAUAUUAAAUAAUUAAUUAAUUGUAAAGACAAAAAUGUCCUUUCUACUUUCACUCUCGUUGCAGGAAAUUUGAAAUGGAGAAAAGUUCACAAAACUCUACUAUAUAUUAUUGGAGGAUGCAAUUAACGUAUAUAUUUUUUCGGUGAGGAAACGCUAGCGUUUGACAUAAACGAUUUACACAUUGACUUUUUGAACAAUGAUUCUAAAUGCGGUUUAUACCUUUUCGAACAAUGUUUGAACAAGAGUAUUUGAAGUCUUUUUUUUUUUAAUGAUUUUUUGAGAAGAAGCUAUGUUAAAUUACUCUACUUCUGUGGAGCAUAACUUUGUGCUGCACAACCAUGCAAAACAUACCACAUUAGUGCCACAUCAUCAAUUAUGGAAGGUUUUAAUAUUUUUCCAUUGUGUUGUUCAAAAUGGUAUACACUUUCAUAUAUUUUGGGAAUAAUUUUUUUUGAUGUAUUUGAUACCAGUCUAUACCAUGGUGGUAUUGUUUGGUAUUAUAUAAGAGCAUACACAUGGUAUAUAAGUGUAUCAUGGUGAUAUGAACAUACUAGACUGUAUAAUGGUUGAAAACAUGAUGGCAAGAAUAUAUUAACUGUCAUUUAUAACUUUCAACAUUGUGUGCCACAACUCAAGAUACCACCGCUAUACCAGGGUGGUUGGGGUGUUAUUUUUUGACCCCGUAUCUUUUCCCCUAGAAAUUUGUAGAUCCAAUAGAUCAUGAUGAACUCGUUCCUUUUGUGGAAUUUUUUUCAAAAUCAACUUAAAAACGAAUGAGAUACCAUAUGGUAUGGAGGUGGUCACGAAACUCAAGAUACCACCCCAAUACCAGGGUGGUUGGGGUAAUAUUUUUUUAACCCCAUAUCUUUUCCCCUAGAAAUUUGUAGAUCCAAUAGAUCAUGAUGAACUCGUUCCUUUUAUGCAAAAAUUUUCAAAAUCAACAUAAAAACGAAUGAAAUACUAUAUGGUAUGGAAGUGGUAACGAGUGGCGUAAAAUCUUUUUCUCGAAAUAUAUUGGAAAUAUAUUGAAAACAUAUCUCAUUUUGUAGAGUACAACGAACUUGUUCCAAAAAUAAAACGAACUUGUUCCAUCUGCGCAAAAAAAAAAAAAAAUCCAAGUUAAAACGAAGAAGAUAAGAGCCGAUUAAAAAACUAGAGAAAAUAAAAAGACUUUAAUUGCCAACUCUUAAAUCGGGAGUCCAUUUAAAAUUAAGGGCCAAGAUUUAGUUAUGCAAGGUUGUACACCAUAGAAUUAUUGACACUAUCCAUAGCCGAAUAGUACAUUGUUCGACUUUACACGUUGUCUAAAGAAAACAAAGAGCAAAACAAUACAUAGUGAGGAUUGCUAUUCGUCGACUAAACAUAAUGAGAAUUAUAAACAAAAAAUAUUACAAAGAGUCCCUAUAAUACUUUUAGUCUACAUUUUAACUCCAAAAUCUCUAAAUUUUUUUGGCAACGAUCUCCAAGUCUACUUGAGGACUAGCUCUCCAAUCACUUGUGUUGGCAAUAACAAUUAUCGUUUCCUGUAUUAUCUGGAUAUAGUAAUGGCAAUUUUAACCCGCUCCGCUGGUAUUACCCGACCUGACUCGCGAUGGGGCGGGUAUUAUCCGACCCGCAGUAGCGUGGGGUGGGGCAUGGGUAUCUACUUCCGACCCGCCUUGCCCCGCCCUAUUCUAGACUCAUUUUAUCUCAAUUUCUUAAAAUUUCUAUACAUAUUUCUCCUAUUUGGACUUUUCUUCAACAAGUUAGAGACUUAGAGUCGCUCUUUCAGCUUGUUAGACUCAAUUACACAUUCUAUUAUCACUAUUUUUCAUUGUUAAAGUGUUUUUCCCUUUGUUUUAUCGUAAAAACUAAAAUUUAUUUGUAUUUUUUUCGAAUAACAUGUAAGAGUGGGUCGACCAGCCCCGCCCCACCUCGUAGUAGCAUGGGGCGGGACAUGAAAAUUGAGGUACCCGCCCCGCCCGCCCUAUUGCCAUCACUAUCUGGACCCUGCCAAUGAAAACCCAAAUGAUGGAUAUGCCAUCCAACUAAUUUUCCAUGCUUGAAACUCCAAUACAAAACUUCUCAGUACACAUGGAACUAACUUAAUAGAGAAGAGAUCCUUCUAAAUUAAUUAACAAUCUGGCCGCGGAUAUGAUUUGAUUGAUUGGUAUAAACAACUAAACAAGUCACCCAGCUUCCAACGAGAACGCAUAUUUAUAUGGAAAAAAAACAGGAAAACGUGGGAAGAGGGACCCUCGUUUCACAACGUAAUAAUGAAAUAAGCCCACCAUUUUCAUUUCCUUUACUUUCCGCUCCCAUCUAGAACAACCUUGACUUUCACGAAACCCUAAAAUCCGCUCCUCCAUCCUUUAGCUCCUUUCCCUCGGUUUAAUUGCUAAUAUGAUCACCCAACUUAUUCUAGGCGUGUUAUUGCUAUAUUUUUCUGAUCUUCUCUAAACUUAAUUCAUCGUUUCUUCUCUCGGAAUGUGGUCACCUGAACUUAGGGAUCGUUUGGAAGUUGGGAGUCUAUGAAUAUGUGUAUUCUUGCAAUGUAUGUAUUCUAAAUAUAGUGAUUGUAAGAAAUAGAUGAUUGUAAGAAUAUGUUGUUUGUUUAGUAGAUCACAACGAACCAUAAUCGAGGAAAAAAUUAUUUGUUGCUAUAAAAUAUAGAGUGCAACAUGCAUAUGAAUAAUUUCGACACUCUAAAUCUUAGUAAAUAACAAUAGAUAAAAAAGUCAGAGCAUCUCAACUUGCAGUACUAUAACAUCGUAAACACUAACAUAAUGUAAUAUGAAGACAUGAUAUAGUCUCUAUUCUCUAGUGAAAUGGGUUGUUAAUGAAGGAGGGGAUCGGAUGGGAUUCUCAAAAUUAGGAUUGAGACUUGGAUCUUGUUUGGGUUGUCGGGAGAGUGACCGAAUGGACUGCUAAUAUAAUUAACAUGUAUUAAGAAGUCAGUUGGGUCUAUCGUUUGGUACUGCAAAUCGCGGUCUAUACUAGACCAGACCUAGAGAUCAAAACAUCAUAUAAUGCAAACCAUGAAUAAGACUAAACCAUUUUUAACAGUCAACGGUCCGAACCAACCUGUAGUAUACGAUUUGAUCCAUAAUUUUUCAAAUGAUCUGAUCUAUUUUCUCAACAAGUUGCCAACUCGAACUCAGGCAUGAGUCAGCUAAAGUGUCAAGUCUCCUCUACAUAUAUCACUCUUUGUUGUUUCCUCUUAAUUCCAUGAUUAUGAUUAUCCCUUACCUUAGUUUCAAUGUGGGAUAUGACAAAUAUAGUUAAGUUCAGUGACCAAAUGGAACAAUUGAACCCUUUUGUCCUCAAUUGCUCACCAAGAAAAUGACAUCAUCAUUAAAUACUAUAAUCCCUUCUCCACUUCAAACCUCUCCCCUUCUUCAUCAUGGUCAUCAUCAUCAUUCCUCCUUCCUCCAAAUUUUGUCUACCCAACUGAUCUUUCCCUCUCACCAACCAAAUAAUUGUGAACCACAUCCCCCAAUUCCUUUUAUUUCCUCCACUAUUCCUCAAUCCGCCAGUUCCACUUUCGUUUCUCUCUACCCAUCCGGCGAUGACGUUUGGCGAAUUAUACGGCCAGUACGGCGGAACCCGGCGGACCACGGCGGCGGCGGCGGCGCUGGAGAGCUAUCCUUCCAGCUGUGCAGAGGAAUCCAGGCUGGUCAACGACGAUGAAGCCAAUUACUCAUCGGGAGCUUCCACCCCUCCUCUGUGGCGGACCGCAGACUGCCCUGCCUCGCCGGCGAGGCAGGGGUCGGGCAAUGAGAACCAUCACCAGAGCCUCUCCCCUGCUUCAAGAGCUCAAGCAAUCGCCAGAGGACAGAGGGAGCUGAUGGAGAUGGUCAAUCGAAUGCCCGAAGGCUGCUACGAGCUUUCCCUGAAGGAUCUCGUGGAGCACCAGCUCCAAAUUGGAGCUGAUCAUGAUCAGCAGGAAGAGAGAAAUUCGAAUUCGAUCAACGACGGGGGAGAGAUUGAUCGGAAGGUGAAAUUGGGGAAGAAGAAGAAGAAGAGCGAUAUCGGCGAGAAGGGUUAUAAUCCGGCAGCGGCGAAGAUGACCAGAAGUGGGAGCCUGGACAACGGUGGGUUUCUGCUGAAAAUGGGUUGUCCGGUGUAUUCUCUGAGAUCGAGGAGCAAGAUGAAGAAGCAGAGGAAGCAGGGGAAGGACGGAUCGGGGGCUUCGGUCUCCGGCGGGAGCCCGAAGGAUGGAAGGGUUUCGCCGAGGCCUCUGCUGGUAAAUGGAUCUACAGGUCCUGCUACGGCUAGUAAAGGCGGCGGCGCGGAGAGGCACUGGUGGAAAGGUUGUUCUGUGGUGGAGGCGGAGGCAGGGGAGAGCUGCGAAAGCGCGGCGGAAUUCAGCAGCAGCAGUAAUAGCAACAACAGCCGGAGCUCCAAAAGCAGCCGCGGUAGCAACGGCAGUAGAGGCGGCAAUGGCAGAAGAAAUGGCAACAGGCGGAGAAGUGGUCUUUGCUGCCUGUUCGUUUUCUCUAGCAAGGGCAAAGUAGCAGAUUGAGAGUAAAUGGACAGUAAAGGUAAAAAAAACCAAGCAGCUGUACAUUUUUGAGAGGGUUGGCUCAUCUCUUACAAUAAUAUAUAUAUUUAUUUCGACCAAACUAGUAUGCUUUCGAAGCAUAAUAUGCUACAGGUACUCGUCGUAGUGAGAUAUAUACAGUAGAAACGAUAAUGUACACAAAGGAACAAACUCUUUUUUUUACCGCGUUAUUGGUAGGAUUUUUUCCCAUUUAAUUUCAUGUUUUUGUUUCUUUUAUGGAUGGUACUUAUUGGGGAGUUAGGUACUGAUGAUGUUGAGUGUUAUUUAAUCAACAAAAAUUUAACAUUGCACCGUGAAUCCGUGAUUAAGGAUUGGGAAAAUAUAAUGCGUGGAAGUAUUUGAUAAUAGAAGGCAAAUAUGUAAGACAAAUCUAAUCAUAAAUCCAUGAUAUAUCAACUAAACAAAAAAAAUGUACUCUUCUAAAUUCAUAAUGCAACAAAUCCAUCAUAAAUACAAAGGUUUUCAAAACUCAAACGCCUCAUUUUCAAAUCCAACAAACAUACGAGCUCAUAUAGUGUCUAAAGAAAUUUUGAAUGAAAUUGUGCAGCCUACUAAACUAACGAGUCUAGCUCCCUAUUUAUGGAGGUAGAACACAACCAAACCCUUCCUAACCCUACUAGGACAAGGUCUCUCUAUGACUUUGGGCUGAAGCAUGAUCUAAAGAUCGAUGUUUAUUUGGGCUUGGGCCUUGGAGUGGCGGUUUCAUGGGUUUUUUGUGGAAUGAGCCCCUUGGCACCUAAGCAACCUCCCUAAAGAUUUCUCUAUGAUUUGACUACGUAUGCUUUGGCGGCUAGAGGACCCGACACUGGGCCCCCAUUGGUUCUUGGUCUGGUUUGGGCCGAGUCUUCCUCUAUUGGGCUCCUAUUGGACUCUAAUGGUUCCCAAUAGGUUUCUUCGUCAUUGGACCUUGUCAACAUGGAAAAUCCAUAUUUUCUCUCUUUUGCUCCUUAGAUGACUGGUCACAUGCUCACUCAUCAGGGUUGCCAUGAAUUUCUUUAAUGUCAUAGACGACUGGUCACAUGCUCACUCAUCACUCACAAGAUUGCAUUACAAUUUUUUGGUUAAUUUCACUAGAAAGUUCAAACUAUCCAAAAAGUGUCAUUUGUGUUCUAAAUUGUUCAAUAUGACAAAUCUAGCCCGAAUUUUCUGUAUUUUGUGACAUGUGUGUCCUAAACUAUUCAAAAAGUGUCAUUUAUAUCCUAAACUAUAUGAAAAGUGUCCAUGUCAGAUGUCACGUCAAUGUUGACUAGAUUUUAUGUUAAAUUCUAACUGUCAACGCUGGUCAACAUUAACGAAAAAAUAGUUCGUGUUAGAUUUGUCAUAUUGAAUAAUUGAGGACACAAAUAACACUAUUUGGAUAAUUUGGAUAGUUCGUGUUAGAUUUUUUUAUCUUACUGAGAAUCUUAUUUAACGGUAUCUUACUUGUAUCACUAUCUGGUAUGAAUGAAGCAAUCAUAUUUUGUUAAAAAAAAUAAGCAUAUCAAUUACAU